Messenger RNA from Zingiber officinale, 2640 nucleotides. Its product is annotated as zinc finger MYM-type protein 1-like. The transcript has 2 exons. Gene Ontology annotation, molecular function: protein dimerization activity. The coding region runs from base 1 to 2640 and encodes 879 amino acids. The record is from RefSeq and is a predicted model, not a curated record. Lineage: Eukaryota; Viridiplantae; Streptophyta; Magnoliopsida; Zingiberales; Zingiberaceae.
AUGCCUCAAACAGCAAGUCACCUCACCGCUUCAACGGAGGUUGAGGCGGAUCCUGUCCUCUGCUCCAGCAGAGCUGGAGUCCCCAGUCGGGAUCCCCAUCGGAAGUUCGGCCGAAGAGACACCAGCCUUCCGACUCAAGGCGAACCACAAGCGCCGAUCGGGGUACAUUCUCCUGACCAUACACCGCCGCAGAUCGGGACCCCUGUGGCUUCGCCUACUGCACGGCCCUCAGGCUCUCCUCCCCAAACUCGUCGCCGCUUACGAAUGGAUAAAUUUCUUAAAAGAAAGUCAAUGGUAAAUGAAGAAACAAGUCAAAGAGAAAAAAGUAAUCUAGAGUUACAACAUGUUCCCUUAAAAAAAUCUCAAGUUGAAAUCAAUUUGGAUGAUCUUCAAUCAGAUCCUGGGUUACGGGUAAAGAUUUCAAACUAUGAUCCUAAUGAUCGGGAAAAAGUGAGAAGAGCUUACCUGCAGAAAGGACCUUGUCAACCUCGCAAUCAUAAUUUUCCACAAAGAAAAAUCGGUAAAGCAUCAAGAAGAUUUUGUCCAUCUUGGUUUAAUGAAUUUGGAAAUUGGUUAGAAUAUAGCAUAAGUAAAGAUGCUGCAUUUUGUUUGUGUUGCUACUUAUUCCGACCAGAUUUUGGAAAACAAGUAGGUGGAGAUUCAUUUACUUCAGUUGGGUUUACUAAUUGGAAAAAAAAAGAGAUUUUUGUUAAACAUGUUGGAAGUUCAAAUAGCGCACAUAAUCAAGCUUGGCAGAAAUGUGUAGAUUUGAUGAAAGAAAGUCAACACAUUGAAGUUGCUCUUACCAGGCAAACAGAGCAAGCUCGCAAUCUUUAUAGAGUCAGGUUAACUGCUUCAGUUGAUUGCAUACGAUUUUUGUUACGCCAGGGGUUAGCUUUUCGAGGGCAUAAUGAAUCUGAAAGUUCAUUUAAUCAAGGUAAUUUUCUUGAACUUUUGAAAUUCGUUGCAGAUCAUAAUGAAGAUAUAAAGAAUGCAGUUUUACAAAAUGCUCCGGAAAAUAAUCAAUUAACUUCUCCUGAAAUUCAAAAAGAUAUUGUAAAUGCUGCUUGUCUUGAGACUACAAAUGCCAUAUUGAAUGAACUUGGAGAUGAAGUGUUUGCCAUAUUAGUUGAUGAAUCACGCGAUAUAUCAGAUAAAGAACAAAUGGCUAUUGCUUUACGUUAUGUAAAUUUGAGAGGCAUUGUUGUUGAACGUUUCCUUGGGAUUGUUCAUGUUGGUGAUACUUCUUCCCUGUCACUAAAAAAAGCUAUAGAAUCACUACUUUCAUAUUAUGGAUUGAGUAUAGCUAGAAUUAGAGGACAAGGAUAUGACGGUGCAAGUAAUAUGCGAGGAGAGUUUAACGGGCUCAAAAGUUUGAUUUUGAAAGAUAAUCUUUUUGCAUAUUAUGUUCAUUGUUUUGCACAUCAACUGCAACUUACUAUUGUUGCAGUAGCAAAAAAUCAUCUCCAAGUUGCUUCUCUAUUUAAUUUGGUUGCUAUUGUAGUCAAAGUAGUUGGAGGUUCAUGUAAAAGACAAGAUAUCUUUCGAGAGAAACGAAUGGCUGAAGUUAAAAAAGCACUUGGAAAUGGAGAAAUUUUCAGUGGUCGUGGCUUAAAUCAAGAAUCUGGGCUUAAAAAAGCUGGUGAUACUCGUUGGGGUUCACAUUAUGGCACAUUGAUGAGUUUAAUUGUGCAUUUUUCCAUUGUUCUUGAUGUUUUAGAAUAUGUAGUGGAAGAUGGUGCUCAUUCAGAACAAAAGGCUGAAGCUGCUGGUCUUUUGGAUUCUUUAGAAACAUUUGAUUUUGCUUUCACUUUGCAUUUACUGAAGAGCAUUUUGGGUGUUACAAAUGAACUUUCCCAGAUUUUGCAGAGAAAGAAUCAAGAUAUUGUCAAUGCCAUGAUACAAGUUAAAAUCUCAAAAAAGAGAUUGCAAUUGAUGAGAGAUAAUGGUUGGGAUGAUUUAUUGAAUGAAGUAAUGAUGUUUUGUAAUUGCCAUGAUAUUGUAAUUCCAGACAUGAAUGAAGUUCGUGUUCUCAAAGGUAGAUCAAGACGUAAAGCUCCAAUUGUUACCAAUUUACACUACUACAAGGUUAGUCUAUUUUAUGAAGUCUUGGAUAUGCAACUUCAAGAGCUUAAUGAUCGAUUUGCAGAAGUAAAUACUGAAUUGCUUCUUUGUAUGGAAUGUCUUAGCCCAGAAAAUUUGUUUUCUGCUUUUGACAAGGAAAAGUUGCUUCAAUUUGCUAAGUUUUAUCCCGCAGAUUUUUCAUCAAUUGAGAUUCUGGCAUUAGGUAAUCAGCUUGAUAACUAUUUUAUGGAUAUGAACUCCAGUAAAGAGUUUGCAAAUUUGAAAGGAAUAGGAAGUCUUGCGAGAGAAUUAGUUGAAACAAGAAGAGAUAUUGUAUAUCCAUUGGUGUAUAAGCUUAUUAAACUUGCACUUGUGUUACCGGUGGCUACAGCAACUGUGGAAAGGGCAUUUUCUGCUAUGAAGAUUGUGAAAAAUCGACUUCGAAAUCGAAUGGGAGAUCGGUGGCUGAAUGAUUGUUUGGUUACUUUUAUUGAAAAAGAAGUUUUUGAUACAAUUGACAAUGAAUUAAUAUUACGUCGUUUUCAAAAUAUGUGUACUCGUAGGGAAUUCUUGUAA